Messenger RNA from Cornus florida, 836 nucleotides. Its product is annotated as malate dehydrogenase 1, mitochondrial-like. Lineage: Eukaryota; Viridiplantae; Streptophyta; Magnoliopsida; Cornales; Cornaceae. Gene Ontology annotation, cellular component: cytoplasm; mitochondrion. Gene Ontology annotation, molecular function: L-malate dehydrogenase (NAD+) activity. Bases 308 to 595 code for a protein of 95 amino acids. The record is from RefSeq and is a predicted model, not a curated record. The transcript is spliced from 2 exons.
AUGGAAAUUUGAGUUAGUUUGCAAAAAAAAUAUAAAAUAAAAAAGUUUUAUGGAAACUACAUGUAGGGUACCCUUACUUUUACCCUUACUUUUGAUUUUCCUGUAUUGUAUUAAUUUUCCUAUUCUAUAUUAAAUAAGUUCACUAUCAAUCUUGUGCAAGUUGAACUUAUUGUACUCUCCUUGUGUUUUGUUCUUAUAAGAAUGAGUUGGAGUUUCCUUCAUUUUUUUUUUCCUUUUCAUUUUCUUUCAUAUUAUAUCUUUGUUCUAAAGUUGUUGAUGAUGUUCUCUGCAAUCAUAGAAAUGAAUCAUGAUUGCAUUGGAGAUUAAUAGCCAUGUCUUUUGCAGUUAUGCUGGAGCCAUUUUUGCUGAUGCUGGCUUGAAAGGGCUUAAUGGAGUACCAGAUAUAAUCGAAUGCUCUUUUGUUCAAUCAAGCAUUACCGAAUUGCCUUUCUUUGCCUCUCAGGUAAGGCUUGGAAAGAAUGGGGUGGAGGAAGUCCUUGGACUGGGUACCCUAUCAGAGAAACAAGGUCUUGAAAGUCUCAUCCCUGAGCUCAAAUCUUCAAUAGAGAAGGGAAUCAAAUUUGCCAAUCAAUAGCUAGACUAAUCUUACUAUGUUUGUUGGGGUACUAAUCCCCUAUUGAUCUUUCCGUUUGAAGUCAUCGCAAUUUUGCUUCUGUAGAAGAAUUCAUAUAUUUACGAAAUGUUUUGCCUGCCUAUCAGAGAUGAGAACUAGGAUCAUUAUUGACUCUUGAGAUCCAAUUAAUAAGUUUCACUAUCUUGUAAUAGUUCUUGUAAUAAACUACACACCCAUUUUUUUGUCCUUAGUUGGACUUAAA